UUAAAAAGAACAGUAAAAAUGGUAAGAAGAUUUAAUUUUGAAGGUGAACUUGCUAAUAACCUCACUUCCUGGUGGGUUACCUGUAUCGCUUCAUUUCCUGUUUACUUCCUCUUCCUGGUUGCUCUAAGAGGGAGAGUGACAUGCGGUCAUGCUCUGAGCCUUAUCCACAGCCAUCCACUUGGGAACAUUGUUCAGGCAACGCCUUUUCACCGCUUGUCAAAUGAAGAUUCUGAGUAAAAAGUCAACUCUACUCGGACUCCUGUAUUUAUUGACAGAGGUUUAGCUUGGUGUUUAAUCAGAGUUGCUACACUCUGCAACAGAACACUACAGUGAAAAAGCGGCACUCGAUGGUCCUACGUGUUCGUGAUGGCAGCAAGCAACAAGUCAUCGGUAUCAAAUACCAGGAGCAACGUGACAUCAGCAUCAUCUGUAAGUGCGGCUCGCGCCAGAGCUAAAGCAGAAGCUGCUAAGGUACGAGCAUCAUAUGCUAGCCAGGAGGCUAAAUUAAAACUGGAAAAGGCUGCUAGAGAAGCAGAAAGGAAAACUAGAGAAGCUCAAAAUCAGUUGGAAGCCGCUAGAAUUGAUACAGAGCUGGAAGUGCUAACAUUAAAUCGUGAAGCAGACGCAGCCAUCGCUGAAGCACAGGUGUUAGAAGAUGUAGCAGAAAUGCAUGGAAAUGUAGAAAAUGUGAAAUCUGAGUCAGAAGACAGGCUUAGAUUGCAACGUAUUAGUGAAUAGGUUUGCUCUCAAAACGAUCAGAAUCAGUCUACCUUUGCACCAGUAUCUGUCCCACCUGUUAAAUCUGUAGACUGUGCAGAAUCACAAGACAGUUUCAGAACAUGGCAUCCACCUGCAAACUUAGCGGAAUUCCAACAUAGCAAUAGCAAGCCCAAGCCUGAAGCGGAUGAUGGGACACAUCCACCCACAACAAACCUGUCUAAACUGACCAGAGCUGAAUCGAAGACUGACAUCGAAAGGACAAACCCUCGCACGUAUAUAGGUGCUCAGUCACAAACACCCCGGCAUAUGCUUCCAGUGAGCGUGUCACAACCACCAGACCCUCUGGCACAGUAUUUGGCGCGACGUGAUCUCGUCACGUCAGGACUGUACCAAUUUGAUGAUAAGCCAGAGAAUUUCCGUGCAUGGCGGUCCUCAUUCACUAACGCUGUGGCUGAGGUUCAACUUACAGAAACACAAGAAUUAGACCUCAUGACCAAAUGGUUAGGAAAAGAGUCUGGACAGCAAAUAAGAUGCAUACACUCAGUGCACGUGAAUAAUGCCGGUUUGGCUCUGCGCAAGGCAUGGGAGAGGCUGAAUGACUGCUAUGGUGCCCCUGAGAUGAUUGAGCAGUCGUUGUUUCAGAGACUUGACAGUUUUCCAAAAAUUGUGGCCAAAGAUCACAUCAGAUUACGUGAACUUGGGGAUUUGCUCAUGGAGAUACAAGGCGCCAAGGAGGAUGGAUACCCCACUGGGCUGUCGUAUCUAGACACCUCCAGAGGUAUUGGACCCAUAGUAGACAAGCUCCCAUAUGGGCUCCAGGAGAAGUGGGUGUCAUCUGGGUCAUGGUACAAAGAGGAGAACAACGGCUGCUUCCCUCCCUUUAGUUACUUUUGUAACUUUGUCUGUCAUGAGGCAAAGAAGCGAAAUGACCCCAGCUUUAUUCGUCAAAGCAACGGCGCAAACCCCACAAAACCAGAAAGAUUACCUAUGAAGAGCUUUAACACCAACAGGUCUAUCGCAGUUCACAAAACAGAUGUCUCUACAAUCAACAACGACCCUAAUAAGAACUGCCCAUUGCACAAUAAACCUCAUCCACUUAAAAAAUGCAGGACAUUCAGAAACAAGUCCAUCGAUGACAGAAAGGCCUUUCUAAAACAGAAAGGAAUAUGCUUCAAGUGUUGUUCUUCAACUUCACAUGUUGCCAAAGACUGCAAAUCUUCCGUGAAAUGCUUAGAGUGUGAAAGCAUCUAUCAUGAUGCAGCCAUGCACCCUGGCCCACAACCUCAACUCACCAAGGCUCCUCCACCACCACAAGAGAACGGCGGGGAUGGAGAAGAUGAUUCAAACGUAACUGAUGUUAGAACCAGCUGCACAGAGAUUUGUGGCCCCGGCCAGUGGGGUCGUUCUUGCUCUAAGAUCUGCCUUGCAAAGGUCUACCCCAAACAUUCAAAACACAAAGCCAUUAAAGCUUAUGUAAUCCUGGACGACCAGAGCAAUCGCUCUUUAGCCAGGCCAGAGUUCUUUGAGCUGUUUGGUGUGGAGAACAAACCACUCUUAUACCAUCUCAGAACAUACUCCGGCGUCAUCAAAAUGUACGGCAGGAAGGCAGAAGGAUUCCAGAUAGAGUUGUUGGAUGGCAACGUUCUCAUACCUCUUCCACCACUCCUUGAGUGCCCUGAAAUCCCCAACAAUCGAGCUGAAAUCCCAACACCAGGUGCAGUUUUGCAUCAGCCUCAUCUCCACCAUAUAGCCAAACACAUCCCCGAUCUGGACCCAGAAGCUGAGAUACUCCUGCUGCUCGGGAGAGACGUGCUUAGAGCACACAAGGCCAGGCAACAAGUUAACGGGCCACACAACGCUCCCUUUGCACAACGUCUCGAUCUAGGCUGGGUGGUGAUAAGGGAGGUGUGCCUAGGUAAUGUGCAUAAGCCAACGGUUGACACAUUCAAGACCCAUGUGCUAGACAGCGGUCGCCAUUCCAUAUUUCAGCCCUGUGCAAGUUUCAUGCAGGUCAAAGAAACACAGCCAAGCUUCAGCAAGUCUAACAAAAUGCCAGAGAGGAUGCUAGGACACACAGUGUUUAACCAAUCUGAACAUGAUAACAAACCUGCCCCAUCAAUAGAAGACAUCCUCUUCCUAGAGAUCAUGGAUACAAAUGUCCACAGAGAUGACACUGGUAGUUGGGUUGCUCCAUUGCCGUUCAAGGAGCCACGGCAACGUUUGCCAAAUAAUAAAGAGCAUGCGGUCAAGAGGUUUGAAUCCUUGCAACGCCAAUUCAGGAAGAAACCCGAGAUGCAGAAACAAUAUGUGGCAUUCAUGGAGAAGAUCAUUGCCAAUGGUCACGCAGAGGUGGCACCACCCUUGAGGGAAGAUGAAGAGUGCUGGUUUCUUCCAUCAUUCGGGGUAUACCACCCACAAAAGCCCAACCAAAUCAGGGUGGUUUUUGAUUCCAGCGCUCAGUACUGCGGGGUCUCCCUCAAUGACGUGCUUCUGACUGGUCCCGACCUCAACAAUUCUCUCUUGGGUGUCCUUCUACGCUUUCGAAGGGAGAGAGUAGCUAUCCUCGCCGACAUCCUACAAAUGUUUCACUGCUUUUUGGUCCAUGAAAGGCACCGCAACUUCCUCCGGUUUUUGUGGUAUGAGGACAACAACCUCACCAAGGCAGUUAUCGACUACCGCAUGAGGGUUCACGUCUUUGGCAACUCACCAUCUCCGGCUGUGGCCAUCUAUGGUCUGCGAAGAGCCAUUGCUGAAGGUGCCCAGAAGUACGGUGCCGACACAGUGAAAUUUGUGGAAAGGCACUUUUACGUGGAUGAUGGCUUGGUGUCUCUCCCAUCUGAAGCAGAAGCAAUCGACCUUCUCCAACGGACUCAGGCUUCACUUGCUGAAUCAAACCUCCGCUUGCACAAGUUUGUGUCGAACAGUCCAGCAGUCACUGGAGCUUUCCCGCCAGAAGAUUGUGUCCCACUCAUCAAGGCUCUGGAUUUGAGUGGGGAGACAGCACCCAUGCAGCGCAGCCUGGGUUUGCUGUGGGAGAUCAGAAAAGACACAUUCACAUUCUCUGCAUCAACUGUUAUCAAACCUUUCACCCGACGUGGAGUCCUCUCUACCGUCAAUAGUGUUUUUGAUCCGAUGGGUAUGCUGGCACCUGUCACAAUCUAGGGACGAGCUCUUCUUAGGGA
Oreochromis niloticus (Nile tilapia) is the source of this 3902-nucleotide messenger RNA. RefSeq lists its product as uncharacterized. The transcript has 2 exons. The coding region runs from base 1027 to 3882 and encodes 951 amino acids. The record is from RefSeq and is a predicted model, not a curated record. NCBI's taxonomy places the organism in Eukaryota, Metazoa, Chordata, Actinopteri, Cichliformes, Cichlidae.